AUGGCAGGCUGGAGGCCCUGGGCUGACCAGAUGAAGGAGAUGACGCCAGAAGUCGAGUGUCAGCAGGCGUGUGCAGUUGAAGCCUGGGUUCGGCGUGUUGUCGUUGCGCACGGGCUUUGUCCUUGGGCUGACGGAGCACUGAGGCAAAGAAGCUUGGCUGUUGUAUCGUUGUUUGAAGAUGACGAGGAGCAGGUGGCAGCCGCCCUGGUGAGUCACGCACAGUUACUUGCACUGCAGCACCCGCCGGAGGGUGCCGGUGCCACGACGCUGCUUGUGGCACCCAGGUGCGAAAAGCUUCUUGACUUCGAGGGCUACUUGGAGCUCUGUGAUUGGGUUGAAGAAGCCUUUUCAGAGCUGGACCUGAUCGGCAAGGUGCAGAUGGCUGCUUUCCAUCCAGACUUCCGCUUCAAUGGCUCUGAUGCGGCGGACUGUGCAAACUUCGUUGGUCGUGCUCCAUAUCCUGCUUUUCAUUUGUUGCGGGAGGAGGAGGUUUCUGCUGCCCUGGCAAGCUUUCAUCUGGUUGGCCGAGAACCUUUCCAGGGCCCGGAGGAGGUCGGCGCGUUCAUCGCGGAGCGAAAUGCAAGGUUUCUCCGCGAUCGGGGACGAGAAGCCUGCUUACGAAGUGUCAGGGCCUGCGACGCGUCAGACCUGCCAUGCGGACAAGCAAAAGAUGCACAGCGAGGGAGGGGUAGGCUCGGGCCCAAGGGGUGUCCAGCACCCAUCCGUAAGGUGCUGCUGCUGGACAUGAAUGCUCUGCGCUAA
Molecule: messenger RNA, 762 nt
Organism: Symbiodinium sp. CCMP2592
Lineage: Eukaryota; Dinophyceae; Suessiales; Symbiodiniaceae
Source: the annotation of a GenBank genome assembly